GCGAUUUUGCAUCGAAAUUGAAUUGAAUUGAAUAUAUUGAAAAUUUUACUUACUUGUCUCCACCAGUUCCAGUUUUGGCUUUCCUCUUAUUGUGAAGUGAAUGAACAAAAAUCUUGUCAUGGUCUUCAUUCUAACGAUCAGUCAUCAGGUUAUCCUCAGGAGAUUAAUUUCUCCUUUCAAUUCUUGAUCUAACAGCAGUGUUGUUGUGUUGUGCUACCAUUGCUUCCUUGAAACCACAUACCUCAGCUCUUUUAGAGGGGUCUCAUUGGAUGGAGAAGGAUGGAAAGCUACGUUGAUAAUGUUUUUUACUUAAUGAAGUGAAAUACUUUAUGAUUGUGAACAUUGAGCCGUCAGUUUUCAUGCAGACACUCUUCGGCCUUCUGAGUGUCAAACCAAACUUACAGAAAUGGUAGCUGAUCACUGAAAUUUGUGAAUUCAAAAGGUGUGCUCCAUGAUUGAUGCUGCCAACAUGAAACCAGUGCAGAUUACUUGUGCAUGGCAGGAAUGCCAUGAUGAGAACUCAGGGUAUCCUUAUUACUGGAACAUGACAACCAACGAGGUAACAUGGGAGAUGCCUGCGGAAUAUCAGCUUGCUCUGCAAAAGUGGCAACUUCUUCAGCAGCAGCAGUUGAACAGUAAAAAAGCUGAAACUUCUUUAAGCAACUCCUCUGCGUCCAUUAGUGAAAAGUUGGAAGCUUGUAAAAAUAAACUCAGCAAUAAUCAAAAGGAAUCAGCUCUUCCAAAAAAGAAGUAUCCAUUCGACUCGGAUUCAGAGGAAGAUGAGAAAAUUGAAUUGAUCACCUCAUAUGGGUCAGAUUCCAGCGACAGCUCAGAUAGUGAAAGCUCUCCCAAAUCAAAAUCAACUAAGGAAACCUCGAAAGUAAAUUCAAGUAAAAAUAAGUCAAUUGUGCCUCAAAUCUCAAAAUCUCAUAGCAAAGAGGAAGCUCAGACUAAAUUUCCUAGCAGUUACGGCCCUUGUUUUCCACCUGGUGCGACAGUCAACACCUCAAAUCCGUCCAAAGCAGUAGAAAAAUUGGAUGGUAAAAAAGGCAAGAGUAUUUCGCUGGUUCCAUAUGGAGAUCCGGACACUACCGUGAACAGUGAAUCAUCUGUUUCUAACCUAAAUUCGGAUAGCACUGCUGUUGAUCAUAAUUCCUCUGAUGAAACCAAAGUUUCAGGAAGUGAAUCUGCAACAGCUGAAAUUCGAUCAGACGAGGAAGAGAGCGACGAAGAAGAAUUUGAUGAAGAUGAAAGUUUGAUCUUGUCAAAACUCAGGAGUCAGGCAAUGGUUCUCAAACAGCUUGGAGGUGAAAUUCCAGAUGAAAUCAAGUGCUUGAUUGACAGUGAAAACCCUGAUAUUGGUAUCGAUGACAUCAUAGCGCUGAUAGAGAAUGAAACCCCGCCUGAUCAUGCUACAAACUCAGACUGUGAUAAAUCAUCCUCAAAAUCACCAUCAACAGAUGAAAAAGGGUCUAAAACAGUCGAAGAAGUGAACUCGCCAAAAUCAGUGUUGGAAGGAAGCAACCCUGAAUUUUCCAAGGCCAAUCAACCCUCCUCUUUUGCCUUGAUCGCAGGCUACGGUGAUGAUUCUGAUCAAGAGGAAUCCAGCUCCCCUCCUAAAAGCACUGGUAGUGGAACUGGUGCAGUCAAAAGGAAGGCUUUAUUUCCCAUCGAUGAAAAACCAAACAAAAGUCCUGUCCCUAGCAAAUUAGAAAUAAGUUCAAAACCAGCAUUCAAGAAAAUCAAACUGUCAGCCAGAGCAAAAGCGUUGAUCAACGCUAGUAUAAUUACCGCAAAGGCACGUGCAACACCCUCUAUUCCUCUCUCGGAAGAAAAUACGUCAGAUGUGAAGUCUGAUGUUGCUGCUUGCCCAGCACCAGCUAAGGAGGAGGUACCAGUGGACAGUUUACCUGUGAAAGAUCCUGUGACAGUAAAUCAAGGCGCCUCAUCACCAACAGUAGUCAAAGAAGAAAUAAAACCUGCACCAAGUGAAAAAGAAGUUAAAGAAGAAAAGAAAAUUCAAGAGGUAACAAAGAAAAACAUUGCAGUUCCCACUGUUGUUCCUGUGAAUGGAAUUGGUGCAAUUCAAGCUUCUUCGGAAGUGAAACCAUCAACAUCAUCCCUUGCCACUAGCUCAAAAUCAUUUAAACCCGCUCUCUCAACAGUCUCGUCACAAUCAAACUGUUACACUUCUGUUUGGGAUAGUGCAACAACAUAUGCUGUGGAUGAAAAAAGAGGUUUUGGUUUCAGUGAUGACCUCAAACCUGCCCCCCCUACAUCUUCUUCAUUUUAUCGAAGCAAAUCGGAGAAGAAAACUGCCAAUAUUCAGUUUAUCAAGGCUGAAACAAUCAAUGUUAACCCCCCUGCACCUGUUCCUGUUGUGAUUCCUGAGAUAGUGAAAGCUGAUGAUGCCAGUAAAACUGAGAUCGAGUCACUGUCUGAAGUAAUCAUAGAAAAAGUCAGAUUCCUCAGUGAGGGAAAAGAGCCUGUAUCGCCCGUUCAAAUUAUGGCAAUUCAAGUUGAGACUUUAAUGAACGCUUGGCAAGCUAGUUGCCUAUCAGGGAAAUACCUGCUCAACUGGCUGAAUGAGACAUCCAAACAAUUAUCAAGUCUUGAAAAAGAAGCUGCUCCUGGCGGUUGGAAGUGCGAGUGGGACAGAUCUUUCAAUCGAUAUUAUUAUCGAAACUUAGAAACCGGUCGCAUUCAGUGGGAAUAUCCGCUUCCGCUCGCCAACGAAAAUGAGGAAACUAUUGAAGAAGUUGAAAUGGAGCUCUGCGAGACGCCACCUCCUCCAUCGUCUCCACUCCCACAACCUCCCGCAACACCCCCUCCUCCUUCUGAGGAACCACCUCUACCCAAAACACCCCCUCCACCAGUCAUAUCCUUCAGUCCUCCUCCACCACCUGUCAUUUCGGGCUUUAAAUCCAGCGUCAAGAAGACAGUGAACAAAAAAAAAUCAAAGUCUGAAAACCUGUCGAUAGAGCUGCCACCUUUGCCAGAGAAUCCGCCUUUGCCGAAAAAUCCUCCUCCCCCUCCACCAGCAGACGCUCCUCCUCCUCCUCUCCCUCCUCUUCCCCCCUCCGAUCCCAAGAGUAUCAGCGCUCCUUUGCCUCCAAGCUCUGCUGUUGGAACUAAUCAGACACAGAGAAUUUUAAAGGAGUUUAACCAGAAUAACGCUCAAAUCUUUGCAGGUCAGCAACUCCCUCCUCCCCCUCCAUCUUAUCCUCCACCCUCGCCGCAGCAACGCACAUCUGAAUCUCUUAAACCUGCUUUACCGGCAACUCAGCGGCCCAUGUUUCCCUCUGUCUGUGUGUCUGCACCAAGGAGUCUCACCAAUAAAGUACCUGAUAAAAUAUCUCACCAAGUGAUCGAGACUCCAGCAUACUCAGUGCAGCCUGCACAACCUCCACUCCCUCCAUCAGUCACAGACCUAAAUUCAGCUUUGGAUAGCUUCUACUCUGAUAUUGCUAGUUUAGAGGCCAAUGUUCCUGAAGAGACAUCAAAGUCUGAACCUAGUGCACCAUCGUCAGGUCAUAUUGGUGCAAGUGCACCGUUACCAGGACCUACUCCUGCUGAAACUGAGUCACCAAGUCUUCCAAAAAAGAAAAAGAAGGUGAAACUUGCAGCUGGUUUGACGCUAAAGAAGAAGGGUCUUGACUCCCUCGUUGCAAAGUGGGAAAAAGUACAUAAAAGUGUCUGUGAUUAAACCUGUUACUUUAUUUUUAAGUUUUAUUUAUUGAAUGCAUGAAAUUAUUUUUGCCAUCUUGUAAUUUGUGUAAAGUUUUUUAAGUGAAUCUUUUGUUUCCUCGUGUAAAUUAUUCUGACUUUUUAGAAUCGUAUUUUUUGUUGGGUUGUAAACAUGAGUUGUUCUUUAUGAACCUAAUUCAUAAUGAUAUCAAAGCUAAUUAUUGACCCUAAUAAUAAGUGGUUACAACAUUAAUUUUUUUUUUCUAAGGAAGUUUUAUCACCAGUCGAGUGUAUAAAAAAACUAUUUCUAGGAGGAACUUUUCAUGUUUUCAAAUUUUUUUACACCAGUAUCAAGAUGCCUGCAAAGAAUGUUCAAAAUUGAAAUUUUUUUGCGGGCGUCUGAGAUACUAGUAAUAGAAACGGCUUUGCCCCACUAAUUAUUUGCCUCAGGACUGAUAGGAAAAAAUAUGCUUAAAACAAAGGGAACACUUAGGGCUCUUUCAGUGGAAGCCUGUGUUGUUAACAACUAGGAUUGAGUCAGAGAGAAUAGAGGUUUGAUUAAGGCACUUUUCUCACACACCAUGAAUAAAAUUUUCUCCUGCCAGUAAGGUCAUAUGAACCGUAUUUUCUUGCACUCUAAACUUUAAUGUCAGUCACUACUCCAGCGCCACCUGCUGUGAAUACACAUUUGUAUUCAUCAUCAUCAUUCGUGUUAAGUUCGUGUAAUGAUCAGUUUCGUCUAUCUUUUUCAUAUUUAUCCAUCAUCAUUAGCUGGAAUUUCAUUGGUAUUCAUGUUAAUUUCCCUCCUGGCCCUAGAUAAAAUCGUCUUUUUUUAAAUUGAA
Molecule: messenger RNA, 4529 nt
Organism: Bemisia tabaci
Lineage: Eukaryota; Metazoa; Arthropoda; Insecta; Hemiptera; Aleyrodidae
Molecular function (GO): protein binding
Source: RefSeq, a predicted model, not a curated record